Messenger RNA from Cimex lectularius (bed bug), 1171 nucleotides. It is a transcript of the gene rho-7, whose product is annotated as presenilins-associated rhomboid-like protein, mitochondrial. The transcript is spliced from 9 exons. Bases 101 to 1117 code for a protein of 338 amino acids. Lineage: Eukaryota; Metazoa; Arthropoda; Insecta; Hemiptera; Cimicidae. Gene Ontology annotation, cellular component: membrane. The record is from RefSeq and is a predicted model, not a curated record. Gene Ontology annotation, molecular function: serine-type endopeptidase activity.
ACCGGCUGUUAUCCAAAUUGAACAUUCAAAAUUUGCUUUAGCAAAUUCAAUACAGCGGUAAUGCCACUCAUCGUCGUACAGACUUAGUUUAAACACGAAGAUGCUCCUGAGAACUGCGAUGAACUUGGAGGGCCACUGCUUCAGGCUGUUUGAAAGCAAGGCCAUCAAUUCAAAUGGGUAUUGGUUAAGAAUGAAGUUCAAGAAGUUCUCAACUUCGUCGACUUUCAACACAAGGGGGCAAUGGUCAAACAAACCAAAACUCGAAUCCUUCCAGCCUCAAUUCGACAACGUGAACAUCGACACAAGAAAUCUCACAGGAGGGCGACUAAUUAAGCCAUUUUUCUUCACCCUUGCAUUCAGUACUGCAAGCAUUUCAGGAGCGGCGAUUUGGCAUUAUGAAAAUACUAGGCCUAAUUACUUUAAAGACUGGAAGUCAUCUGACAGGGCAUAUAAAUAUCAGAGGCAUAGGAAUUUUUGGAGUGACCUUAACUCGGCUGCACAAAUAUUUCUUCCGAUAUGCCUAGCGAACAUUCUUGUCUUUUUGGCAUGGAGAGUACCACAACUUGAAUACACCAUGAUCAAGUAUUUCUGUUCUAACCCUGCAGCAAAAAAUAACUGCUGGCCUAUGGUGUUGUCGACAUUCAGCCACCACUCUUUUUUGCAUAUAUUCGCAAAUAUGUACGUACUGCAGAGCUUCUGCACAGCUGCCACAUUGAGCAUGGGUAAGGAACAAUUUCUAGGAUUCUACAUGGCAGCAGGCGCUGUCGCAUCGUUUGCUAGUUAUGUGCAUAAAGUGAUUGCUUCAAAACCUGGAUUAUCCCUUGGAGCUAGUGGUGCAAUUAUGGGUAUACUUGGUUAUACUUGCGUGACCUACCCUGACAUACAAUUGAGUAUAAUUCUUCUCCCAUUUUUUACUUUUAAAGCUGGACUUGCAAUAAAAGUGAUAAUGGGCUUGGACCUUGCUGGCGUGCUAUUAGGCUGGAGAUUUUUCGAUCAUGCAGCUCAUUUAGGUGGAGCAGCUUUUGGAAUAUUCUGGGGUCUUUGGGGCAACCAACACAUCUGGCAGAAACGUGAAAUCAUGGUCAAAUAUUGGCGGGAUUUCAAAAAGAAAAUUUAAACGGCUAGAUCUUUUCAUUAUUUCCCUUUUAAAAGAAUAAAUUAUUACAAAAUA